This is a messenger RNA of Procambarus clarkii (red swamp crayfish), 2565 nucleotides long. Its product is annotated as dual specificity protein phosphatase 7. NCBI's taxonomy places the organism in Eukaryota, Metazoa, Arthropoda, Malacostraca, Decapoda, Cambaridae. Gene Ontology annotation, cellular component: cytosol; cytoplasm. Gene Ontology annotation, biological process: negative regulation of MAPK cascade; protein dephosphorylation. Gene Ontology annotation, molecular function: protein tyrosine/threonine phosphatase activity; MAP kinase tyrosine phosphatase activity; MAP kinase tyrosine/serine/threonine phosphatase activity. The record is from RefSeq and is a predicted model, not a curated record.
AAUGGUCUGCUAAUUCAGAUGGUGGUACGGCUGCUUGGAGUGAAGACGUGUCUUGUUGAGCUGUGCUUGGAAAGUGUGUUGACGUUGGUGCUUGACAGUCACAGUUGAUGUCGCAGUAAGUGUAUGUACAUGUCCUGGAAGAGCAGUAGUAGCCGUGGAGUGCCCAUGCUCCGCCAUGCCUUCUCUUGAUGGUGAGGCCGCAGCAGGAUACAGCGGCGCCAGCAGCAUGAGCGGGGUGAGCGCAGCGCCGGUGGUGGAGGCCAGUUUCCUGUGCGAGGCGCUGCGGCAGGCGCAUGGCGUCGAGGAGAUACUGGUGCUAGAUUGUCGAGGUGCGGACGACUACGCUGCGGGUCACAUCCGCGGCGGCGUCAGUGUGGGUCUACCGUCCCUUAUGCUGCGGCGCCUGGCCUCCGGCAAGCUGAGUCUCCCGCAGGUGGUGCGGCACUUGGCCUCUGACGGCGGCGACCGCCUGGCCAGACUGCACCAGUGUGUCCCCAUCGUCCUCUACGACCACGCCCACGCCUACAACCCUCACACGCCCACCCUCAUGAGCAUCCUGUGCCGGAAGUUCAAUCAGGAAGGGUGCAGCGCGCACUGCUUGUCAGGAGGAUACGAUGAGUUCCGGUCGCGGUUCCCAGAGUGGUGUGAGUCCGUGCUGCCCUCGGAGCCGCCCAUAGUGGGGUUGAAGAGCCUGCGUAUCACCUGCUUGGAGGAGGAGGGGGUGGUCGAGGGCGCGUGCGACUCCUCCCUAGGGAGAGACAUGCCCCUCGACGACCUCGGCUUCCCUGUCGAGAUCCUUCCUCACCUCUACCUGGGCAAUGCCAAGAACUCCGGUGACCGCGACGCUCUCAAUAGACAUAAGAUACGGUACAUCAUCAACGUCACCCCCAACCUGCCUAACGUGUUCGAGGAGAGUGGGAGCUACAAGUAUAUGCAGAUCCCCAUCGCCGACCACUGGAGUCAGAACCUGGCCUCCUUCUUCCCCAAGGCUAUCCAGUUUAUCGAGGAGGCGCGGGAAUCUGGCGUUGGUGUGCUGGUGCACUGCCUAGCGGGGAUCUCUCGCUCCGUCACCAUAACUGUCGCCUACCUCAUGUACAAGGAGAAGCUCAACCUGGAGGAGGCGUACGAGUACGUGCGCGUCAAGAAGGCCAACAUCGCCCCCAACUUCAACUUCAUGGGUCAGCUGCAGGACUUCCAGCAGCAGUUGAACCUGUCACCACACAAGUGCCAGUGCGUGUCAGAGUGCCGCUGUCGCCACCUCCACUUCCUUACCCCUGCCCGCACUUCCCCUGACUCGGGCAUCGAGUUCGACCGCUUCUCCUGAGGACUGACCCCCGCUGCCUCCACGCCCGCUGGCGGUUUCCCUAGGCUCGCCAUAGAGUCGCCGCAGCCGCCCUCCACGCCGCCCGCGGGUCUGCAGGCAGUGGCUACCGCCCCUACCCAGGGACUGGCUUCACCCUGUCGCUCCCAUCUAGAAGAGGAGGCUCUACACGAAGAGGAGGAAGAGAGAGAGAGAAAAACGAGGAUAGCAGCCUCCCCAUCUGAGUAGCCCCGGCGGCGAUUGCCCCAUCCAAGUGCCAAAGGUGAACCUCCCCUUCGUCGGCUCCACACCUGCCCCGGCUGACCCUGGGGGAUGGCCGUGGGGCACCACACACGGCGGGGGAGAUCAGGACCAACCUGCGGCCCCCCUCGCCAUAAUCCAAACUCCCAGGUACAAAUUUCUCGACGAGUGAUCUCGCUUAUUUCGGGGAACCUCAGCGUCCUGUGACAGCAGGUGGCGAGGCGGCAGAGCUGCUGCUGCCUCCCGCAUGGCUGUCUACCAGACGCUGGCUUCAUUCACAGGAAAAUAUCUUUAUUUUUAAGGAGGAUAUAUAAAACAGUUAUGUGGAAGUGUGUGGUGAAGGGUUGCCACAGUGCCCUCUGACUAGUGUGUUCAUCAGGGGUUAUGUUCAGCCAGUUUAAAAGUGGUAUGUGAAAGUUUGCAACUCAACUCGACUCGUACAAACUCAGUUGCCAGGACAUCCAACACUACCAAAAUAUGGAACUCAAAAAAUAAAUAUUUAUUAAGCAAAACACUUAAAAUUACAAAUAGUGAUAUAGAUCUCACAGUAUUUUCAUACCAGAUAUGAAGAAAAAAGCAUUGUUGGUGAUUUUGUUUCCCCCUUCUGAGAACACUGAAAUGUUUUUAGAAGGCCAGACUGACAGCCUUGUGUGUGUUGUACCUCGGUGUUGUUGGUCGUUAUGCUCAACGUGUAGCAGCAUCUUCAGUUACCGCCGACGCCUUCUGAGAGCUACCACCUCCCGAGGUCUUGCUGGGUUUUUCUCCCGCUGGUUCAUGUAGGGAUCCUGGGCCUUUAGGAAGUUUGAAGGUCCCUGGAAUACACUCAUCCGAAAUGCUGUGUGUCCUGGGCCUUUGGACAAGGCUGUAGGAUCCUAGGAAACGUUCUUGGUGGAAUAUUGUUAUAUGGUCAGCAAGUUUUGAAAACCUUGUAAUGCACUCUAGCCAAAACACACACACACACACACACACACACACACACACACACACACACACAUAUACACACA